AGCAGCAGUUCAGAAACAGAGCAAGGGCUUCCAUUUUAGCACCAGCAGCCACAGCAGCAGCCUGGGAGAGCACUGGGGGCAGCUGGGACAAAGUGAGCUCAGAGAAGUGCCUCUGAUCAGCCUGAGAGCACAUUCCAGCAGAGGAAAAUGAGCCUCUCAGCCUUCACUAAGCCAGUGUGACGGGCUGAGUGCUCUUUGACUCAGGACUUUACCUCCCUCUCUCUCUUUCAGCACUGAUUGACAAAGGGAAUCAGUGGAAAAAGAAGAAUCAAAGUCCUCGCUUUCAUUUUGAAAAGCAGGAAGCCUGAGCUUCAGGAUGGAGGAGGGAUAUGAACUCGACCUGACAUAUAUCACAGAGCGCAUCAUCGCUGUGUCCUUCCCCCGGGGAUGCUCAGAGGAGAUCUACGCACACAACCUGAAGGAUGUCACGCGAAUGCUCAAGUCCAAACAUGCAGACAAUUACCUGAUCAUCAACUUGUCAGAGAAAAGACAUGAUCUCUCUAAAAUGAACCCCAAGACCCUGGACACGGGCUGGCCUGACCUGCAUGCCCCCCCUCUGGAUAAGAUAUGCACUAUCUGCAAGGCCAUGGAGAGCUGGCUCAAUGCUGACCCUCUGCAUGUGGUGGUCAUACACUGUAGGGGCGGCAAAGGUCGAAUCGGCGUGGUCAUUUCAUCCUUUGUGCAUUUUACCGAUAUAUCAGCCAGUGCUGAUCAGGCGUUGGACCGCUUUGCAAUGAGGAAGUACUACGAUGAUAAGGUCUCAGCUCUAAUGACACCUUCCCAGAAACGGUAUGUCUGGAUCCUCAACAGUCUUCUGAGCGGAUCGAUGAAGAUCAACGCCUCCCCCUUGUUCCUGCACUGCAUCAUCCUUCACGGGAUACCGAACUUCGACGCCACUGGAGUAUGUCGUCCAUACCUCAAGGUGUACCAGGGAAUGCAAGCGGUGUAUUCCUCUGGAGUCUAUCACAUUGGUCCAGGCCACAGAGACAGGGUAUGCAUCACUCUGGAGCCUGCCCAGCUGCUAAAAGGAGACAUCAUGGUUAAAUGCUAUCACAAGAGUCAACUUACUUCGGAGCGUGAAGUCAUUUUUCGGCUGCAGUUCCACACGGGAGCAGUGCAGGGCUACAACCUGAUGUUUGAAAAAGAGGACAUGGAGACCGCCAACAAAGAUCCCAGAUUUCCAGAUUAUGGGAAAGUGGAGCUGGUGUUCUCAGAGGGCCCAGAGAAGAUUCCAGGUGCGGACAGGUGGCAGAACGGCGCAGAUGUCAUUGUGGACUACAACACAGCGGAUCCUCUGACCCGAUGGGACUCCUACCAGAACAUCUGUGAUGGGGAAGUGCCACGUUCUCAGGGGCUAACCCAGGACAAAGCAGCAAAUAAGAGAAGCCCCAACAGCGGAGUGACCACACUGGGUCGAGGGGCCCGCACCACCUCCGCCACCUCUAGUCCCGACCACAGUGAUCACGCCCUCUCUGCCAGUAGCGACUCAGGCCUCUCUAGCACUUCCCUGUGGGCAGAUAAACCCACACCUAUCACUACCACCCGGUCCAACCUGGGUCCCAGCGUACAAGAAAAGGCCCAGCUGAAGCGCCUUUUGAGUGGCUUCGGUCUUGAGGAGCCCUCCCUUGAGAUGGAUGAUCCAGGCCCCAGGGUGGGCAUCCAGCGGAUAGUCCCUGCCCAAGUGCACAUCAAUGGAGAUCCCCGUCCCAGGGAGAGGGAAACAGACAUCCUGGACGAUGAGGUCAUGACCGGUCAUGAUCUGCACAGUGUGGACAGCCUGGGGACUUUGUCAUCCUCCUGCCACAAGAGCAGCCAGAACUCCUUGCUGUCAGACGGCUUUGGGAGUCCUGGAGGAGAGGAGCAGCAGCUGCCCCAAAACCAACACCACCUCCACCACCCUGCCCCUACUUCCGUGGAGGAAUAUGACAGAGCCUACGCUGAGGCUAGGAGAGGCUGUCUGGGAGCCCGGAGCAACUCGGUGGCCUCCUCUGCUCCCAGCAGUGUUUCUAUGCCCAAGCAGCACAUUUACAGACAGGGAAGCUAUUCCACACAGUCCUGGGUUCGCCAGCAGCAAAUGGUGGCUGCACAACAGUUCGGCUACAUGCCUGAGGAUGGAAAUGACACGGACAGGUACCCAGGGAACAAGCAAGCGAGCACCCCGCCUCAAGCAGGUCUGCCCACCGAACCACAGGUCCCCACCAGGGACACGACUGACGCCCUGAGAAAAGCAGCGUCUCACAGUGAUCAGCCAACGUUGAACAAUAACAACAACAACAAACGGGACGAGGAGUUCAAAUCUCUGACCGUGGACAUUGACAACUCCAUCGACCAGCUCAACCAGCUGAUCAUGGACCUGGAUCCCACUUUCGUGCCAGUUUCGACCCGCUCCAGCUCCAUUAAGAGGAACGGCGGGGCACACGUGAACGGCUCGGCCCCCAAAUGCUCCAACGGCAUCAAUCACAGACUCGGCGAUAACAAUGCAGCCACCCUGCAAAGCACACAGCAGACAGCUGUCCAGUCCAGCGAGGUGCGGGCAGAUGGCAUUCGGACUCUGAGUCGCCAAGGAAGUAGUGUGACGGAUCACCCAGGCUUCUGCACUUCAGGGUGGGCUGGGACAGAGGAGUACAGGGGCCCUCGGACAUACUCCCCUUGUGUGCCUCAGUCCCAGCAUGGCAUGUUGUACAGGAGUGACAGUGUUGACUACAGGGCUCAGGGCCCAGAUGUGGACAGCGGGGUUGAGGCAGGGAGUGACAUGACUCCGCCCACUCCUGCCUUCCCCAUAUCUCCACCUACACCCUAUGUGAAAAAUAUGUCGGAAUUCACUCUCAGGCAAACUCCAUCUCCAAGCAUACAGUCUUAUGGAGGCUACAGAACAGAACAUGAGCCCCAAGGAUAUUCAGAGAUGAUUGAUCAUGUUGGACUACCAGAAGAUGGCAUACCAGAUGCCUCCCUCAGCUGCCACAGGUUGCUAAGCACCACACGCUCCAACUCCAUUGGUGGGACCCUUCAGCGGACAGACAGACCAUCAAUGAGCCAGCCCUGGCCAGAGCAUCCCAUCCUGAGCCACCACUCCUCUGUAAGCAGCUACCCCUCCAGACAACCACUCCAGCACACCAUGUCACUGGACUAUGGCCACCACUCUCCUCCCCUGUCGCACCCGCACCCUCAUCCUGCCCCCAAUGCCCACAGCUCUCCCCGAAGCAUCCAGCGAGGCCAGAUGGCCCGCUAUGCUCUCAGCCACAGUCCUGCUCAGAGCUUUGAUGAGCAGGAUGACUCAGGCCUGGGCUAUGGCACAGACUGCGCACCCUCCACCUCCUCUCUCUUGGGAAAUGGAAGCAUGGACAGGGAUGUUCUGACUUCCAUGGAUGGACAGAAUCAGUUGCAGCAGCCCCAGGUGCAACCCCCGCUUCUGCCUGAGAAGAAGAGGAUAUCAGAUGGGGAGCACUCACUGGGAACAGCCUCUCCGGCCCUCAGUGGGUUCUCAAGCCCCCAUAGUGGGAGCUCCCUAAGUAUUCCCUUCCCUAACGUCUUGCCUGACCUUUCGGCUCAGACAGCUGGUACAGCCUCACCAUUGCCAGAUGUUCUGGCCAGCAAGCAAGUGACAGUAAAAUUUGUGCAAGACACAUCAAAAUUCUGGUACAAGCCAGAUAUCUCAAGGGAUCAAGCCAUUUCAGUCCUGAAGGACAAAGAGCCUGGCUGCUUUAUCGUUCGGGACAGCCACUCCUUCAGAGGAGCCUAUGGGCUGGCCAUGAAGGUGGCUACGCCCCCACCUUCGGUCCUCCAGCAGACUAAGAAAGGAGGGGAUCUUUCCAAUGAGUUAGUACGCCACUUCCUGAUUGAGUGUACGCAGAAAGGUGUUCGGUUAAAGGGUUGCCCCAAUGAGCCCUACUUCGGAAGUUUAACUGCACUGGUCUGCCAGCAUUCGAUCACCCCCUUGGCCCUGCCCUGCAAACUUAUCAUACCUGACAGAGAUCCUCUUGAGGAUUUUGUGGAGAAUACCUCACAGUCCGUCACCAACUCCGCCGCUGAGCUCCUCAAACAGGGAGCAGCCUGUAAUGUGUGGUACCUCGCCUCGGUGGAGAUGGAGUCUCUGACGGGCGUCCAGGCAGUGCAGAAAGCCACCAGUGUGACUCUGAGCUCGGAGCCCCCACCCACCUCCACUGUGGUCCAUUUCAAGGUCUCCUCCCAGGGAAUCACCCUCACUGACAACCAGAGGAAGCUCUUCUUCAGGAGGCAUUACGCCGUCAACACAGUCAUAUUCUGCGCAUUGGACCCUCAAGAUAGAAAGUGGAAAAAAGAUGGCUGCCCUUCAGCAAAGAUUUUUGGCUUUGUGGCAAGAAAAACUGGCAGUGCCAUGGACAAUGUGUGUCACCUGUUUGCCGAGCACGACCCUGAGCAGCCGGCCAGUGCCAUUGUCAACUUUGUCUCAAAGGUGAUGAUUGGCUCUCAGAAAUGUAAGUAGGCCUCCCUUGGACUGAGCUGGCUGCCUGGACUAGAAACAGGAAGUAAACAAGGACUCAAGGACUGGACGCCAAACAAUGGAGUUAUUUUUUUGCCCCCAAAUGUUAAGGACAGAUGGUGUGUUUGUAAUGCUCACACCACAGUGAUCAGCACCAGCAGCCCAUUCUGUUUGAAGCGCUCCUCUGAUGAACUUUAAGGAAGCCAGCUAAGAAAGCACCAAAAUCAUAACGAGACACAUAAUCUUCUGCUACUGUUUGAAACCUGUAGUCUCUUGCGUUUCUACAGUUAGAAAUAUUACUUCCCAACAUAUUUUGUAUACAUAGUACAGUGGCUGUUUUUUUGUUUUUUUUUUUCUAAUCCGCACAGCUAUUUGUGGAUAAAUUAGGAAAAUGCAGUAGUGUUGCAUGUAAGGCAUGUAUGGUAUGUCUUUUUAAAUAUUUAACCAAAACAAACUUUAUUCAAGCUAUUAACAUUGUUUAAGUGUAAGCCAUUUUAGAAACACCUCCACGCUGCAUUUAUCGUACAUUAGUUAUGCAGAAUUGAGGCAAUUUCUUGUGGAGCUUAAACAAAAGUGCAAAAGUAGCGCAGCAUACGCGUUAAAAAAGUGGGACUUAUGGAAUGGUGACAUCUGAAAGUAUAAACGUUACAGGAUUAUUCUUUAUCUAUGCAAUGUAAAAUUUUAUUUUUUUAAUCCACCGCAUACUUGUGCAGCAUGUAUUUGGUCUCUCCAAACUCAAUGUUUCUGCAUGACCCAUUUAUGUUAAAUACUUUUCUUCUAUUCCGUUAUGUUGUAUGUGAAUAUGACCACUUUUAAAGCUAUCUUAAAAUGUGUGAGUGUGUUGAAAUGAAUGAAACCAUAGAAAAAUAUUUUAAGUAAACCCUAAUAUAUAUAUAUAUUAUGUUGACAUGAGUUGGUUAAAAAUGCAUCACUGCUUAAUGUAGAAAACAGUUUAAAUGGCAUUCCUCUCACAGCUGCCAAACUAGUGUUUUUUUUUUUUUUUUUUCUUUGUAUUGUCCUCCUUGUGGGAGCUUUUGGCCACUAACUGUAUUGUAAUUUUUCAGUGUCAAAAAUAUAUCAGUAUACAUCAUUUUGUACAUUUGAAUUUGAAUUUAAAGCAAAGCUAUAGGCCUUUUAUGCUGUACAUGUGAUAGUUCUUAACAAGUUCUUACGAGAAAGAAAAGUGCUCAGUGUUGGAAUUGUGCCAGUAAAUAUUUUAUAUGAUAUACCCAGCAAGUCAUCGGUCAAUGACAUAUACAAUAUACUAUCUCUGGGACAAAUAUUAAGUGGUUUGUUUCACCCAGCUGACAACAUUGUGUAUGAGAUGAUGACCAGGAAACAUUUUCAUGCCCUUGUGCUUUACUUUGGUCACUUUUUGUGUUGGGCAACUGUGUUAUCUAGAGAGGGACCAACCACAAUGAAGCUUUGUUGAUAUGCAUUGAUUAUGUACACAUAUGUUAUUAUGUCGUUAUCUUUUUAAUGGCAUACUAUCUGUUCCUCACACCUAUAUACUAUCUUAUAUUUUUAAGAGUAAUACAUUUUAUUGUGUUACACCUGAACAGUUGAUUUGUAUAUUGGAAUGCAAUGUUUGAUGUGCUCUGUAAAUAAACAA
Molecule: messenger RNA, 6071 nt
Organism: Myripristis murdjan (pinecone soldierfish)
Lineage: Eukaryota; Metazoa; Chordata; Actinopteri; Holocentriformes; Holocentridae
Product: tensin-3-like
Exons: 27
Coding region: 317-4462 (1381 amino acids)
Biological process (GO): dephosphorylation
Cellular component (GO): focal adhesion
Molecular function (GO): protein binding
Source: RefSeq, a predicted model, not a curated record